GAGAGAGAGGGAGAGAGAGGGAGGGAACGAGAGUCUGGCUGCAGAUCCAGUGAGUACUCACUCACGGCUAUUGGUAAAUCGAGGAUCUCUUCGUCGCUGUUCAGCCAAUCGAUCGAUAUCCAGGGAUGGGUCGGGGAUAGAAACCCGGGAACGCUGACCAGACACCAGAUAAAUACCGAAACGGAAGCCGGCCCGGGAUAAGCCACACGAGCGUACGGUAGCAGUCCGAACCACCCGCUACUCCCCGGGAAUCGGACACACGGUCAGAGGAGGCGCUGAGGCUGUCCAGGGACGGAACGGGGAUCUUGGUCCAGAGAGUUGUUUAGACAGGAAGGAACCGCCUGGAGAGGGAGACCGGAGCAGCAGAGUCAAGAACAAGACUUUCUCCAGGACGCUGGGCAGCAUGAAGAAGAGCCGGAGCGUUCAGGGGGUCACGCCAGCAGACGAGAGCAAGGCGGCGUCGGGGACCCAGCACCUCCUCCUGGCCAGCAGCCAGACGCUGGGGGCGGAGCUACGCCGCGUCCACCGCCGCUUCUCCGGCAACCUUCAACUGCCGCCGUUGUCCUGGCGACAGGCCGAGCGGGAUAAGGAGCGGGAGUGGGGCCGGCCGCAGACGCCCGAGGAGUGUCCCGGGGAGGAGGAGGAGGAGGGGGGCCGGGCGGCCGGACGUCCCACCAGCCUGCCCAUCCCCCCGCCCCGCAUCGACAUCACCGCCGCGGACCCCGACAGCUUCGAGGCGGAGGCUGCCCGGUCCCUGUGCUGCAGCCCCUCUGAGGCCCAGGCCUCCCCGGGCUCCACCCUGGUGCUCCAGCCCCAGCGCCGGGAGUCCUUCCUCUACCGCUCCGACAGCGACUACGACCUGUCCCCCAAGUCCAUGUCCCGCAACUCCUCCAUAGUGGGGGAACUGCAGGAAGAUCUGAUCGUCACACCAUUUGCCCAGGUCCUGGCCAGCCUUCGCACAGUGAGAAACAACUUCACCACCCUGACCAACGUUCAAUCUGCAUCCAAUAAAAGAUCCCCAGCUGCCGGGCAGCCCGCUGCUGCCAGAGUGUGUCUUUCAGGAAGAGGAGAACAGAUUUUUCCUGUUUUGACGCCUUGUGUGUCAGAUGAGGCAAAGUUCCCACUGUUAACGAGCUGCGUCGCCGUGGAAACCUGCGUCUAUCCGGGAUGCGAGCUGGACGCUGGUGUCUCAUCCAAACCAAUAGAAGACGAGUCGUACCAGAAGCUGGCCCUGGAGACGGUGGAGGAGCUGGACUGGUGCCUGGACCAGCUGGAGACCGUCCAGACGUACCGCUCCGUCAGCGACAUGGCCUCCACCAAGUUCAAGAGGAUGCUGAACCGAGAGCUCAACCACUUGUCUAUGAUGAGCCAGUCGGGUAGCCAAGUGUCAGAGUACCUCUCCAACACCUUCCUCGACCAGCCCCACGACGUGGAGCUGCCCUGCCCGGUGCCCAAGGCCCAGGGGAGGAAGAGGAGGCAGGGCCCCCAGAGCCAGCACGGCUCCCAGCACGCCGCCGUCCAGCACCAGCAGGCCGGCGGGGGCGGGACCCUGCCCCAGAUCAGCGGCGUGCGCAAGGUCAGCCUGACCUCUGGCGCCGUGGUCAGCCGCUUCGGCGUGAAGACGGACCAGGAGGAGCUGCUGUCCAAGGACCUGGAGGACAUCAACAAGUGGGGGCUGAACAUCUUCAGCGUGGCACUGCACUCCCACAACCGCCCGCUCACCUGCACCAUGUACGCCAUCUUCCAGGAGCGAGACCUGAUGCGUACGUUCCGGAUCCAGGCGGACGUCCUGGUGACCUUCCUGCUGACGCUGGAGGACCACUACCACAGCGACGUGGCGUACCACAACAGCCUGCACGCCGCCGACGUGGCCCAGUCCACGCACAUCCUGCUGUCCACGCCCGCGCUCCACGGAGUCUUUACAGACCUAGAGGUCCUGGCCGCCAUCUUUGCUGCUGCUAUCCAUGACGUGGACCACCCGGGGGUCUCAAACCAGUUCCUCAUCAACACCAACUCUGAGCUGGCCCUGAUGUACAACGAUGAGUCGGUGCUGGAGAACCACCACCUCGCUGUGGGCUUCAAGCUGCUGCAGGAGGACAACUGUGACAUCUUCCAGAACGUCUGCAAGAAGCAGAGGCAGAUGCUGCGGCGGAUGGUGAUCGACAUGGUGCUGGCGACGGACAUGUCCAAACACAUGAGCCUGCUGGCCAACCUGAAGACCAUGGUGGAGACCAAGAAGGUGACCAGCUCCGGAGUGCUGCUGCUGGACAACUACACCGACCGGAUGCAGGUUCUUCGUAACAUGGUGCACUGCGCCGACCUCAGCAACCCCACCAAGUCCCUGGACCUGUACCGCCAGUGGACCGGCCGCAUCAUGGAGGAGUUCUUCCACCAGGGCGACCGCGAGAGGCAGCGCGGCAUGGAGAUCAGCCCCAUGUGUGACAAACACACGGCCUCCGUGGAGAGGACGCAGGUGGGCUUCAUCGACUACAUCGUCCACCCGCUGUGGGAGACGUGGGCCGACCUGGUGCACCCCGACGCCCAGGACAUCCUGGACACGCUGGAGGACAACCGCAACUGGUACCAGAGCAUGAUCCCCCAGAGUCCCUCCCCGCCGCUCUACAGCAGCGACGGGGAGGGGGGCCGGCCCGGCGAGGAGGAGGAGGAGGAGGAGGAGGAGGAGGAGGAGCUGGAGGGGGGCCCUCUGGGGAGCUCCACCUUUCAGUUUGAGGUGACCCUGGAGCAGCAGGACAGCGGGCUGGGGACGGGGUCGGACGCCCCCCGAGAGGCCAACGGUGUGACGGACGGGGGAGAGGAGGACAGGAACGGCGUCGCCCUGUCGGAGACAUAACAGGGCGGAGCUUUGUCCUGGCUACGGCGCGAAAGGCGCGUUGCUGCUUCUGAUUGAAAUGGUUUUAAAUCGCAGUGGAGAAAUCCUGCGAGCUGGCCUCCCACAGGCCGUUGACUAGGGGCCCAACCCCGGGGGGAGAGGGCUGGACAUCCCACCCUAUGUGGCAAGGGUUCUCUUUUUGAGCACCACCUUCUAGCUCCCCACUGGUGUGAAGGGUCAAGUGUUGCCGUGACAACAUGGAGCGGGGGGGGUGUUGCUGCUGUAGAACUGGUAGACCCCAAAUGGGUCUUGAGUGCCGUCCCUCCUGCCUCUAUGGAGGUGAAGGGAUGAGUCAUCAUCACACCAAACUGUAAAACGCUCUGGGUCACGCAAAGGUCUCAGAGAUCGCACUCUGAGGGAAAUAUUUAUGUUGAGUUUGAACUCUUUUUAUUGUGUUUGUAUUGGCUGAUAUGAGGUCACAUGUUCACCCAAACUACUGGUCUUUGUAGUAGUUUUGACAUGUUUUUGCUAACACUUGUCUAAAAAAGGUGGUGUGCCUUUGUUGAAGUUUUUUUACAACCCUUUCUUAUGUUUUUUAUUAUUAUUUAUUGAACGCACAAGUUGGUUCAUAACAAUUUGGGGUAUUUUUACUCAAAAGGAUAUGGUUGCGAGUCUCACUCAGUCUUCCUGUUGUUCUGGCAAUAGUGUUCGAUUUUUAUACAUCAAACUGUGAUUCAUGGAUGUAAUUAGUUGACUUCCCAGCACAAUUUGCACUUUGUGACAUUUGGGGAUGAGAGAACAUUUUCCACCUAGUUGCGGGACCUAAUAAGGAACAUUUAAAGCCAAAUAUUGAACAUAAUGUGUUUGUAUAGAUACAGAUUACAUUUUUUGGAGCUCAUAAGCAAUCAACCUUUUUGUAAAGAGUGAAAUUGCUCAUUAAAUGGGACGAGAACUCCAAAGAUUUUCAAAAUAAAAGCACUUUGACAUAAUUCACUGCCACCUUUGCAAGGUUCCCAGGUCAUCUUAAUUGAUUACACUAAAUUCCCAAUUCAACAAUAUUCAAUGUAGAUCAGACUCUGGGAAGAACGAGAACCACCCCAGUAUCACAACCAGUGAGCCCAGCUUAAGCCAAAACUUUUAAAAGUUGUGUGCAAACAUUAUGACAGCGAGGAUUUGGGUAGGCUUUUCUUUUGUAUUAUAUUUGAUUAUCUAUUUAGCACUUUGAAUAAAGCAGGCGGGUCUGCAGCUGGUUGCAGCUCCCGCCACAUAACCUUGAAGGUACGUCGUCAGAAAAGCAUAGAUAUACGAUAACGUGUGUGUGUGUGUGUGUGUGUGUGUGUGUGUGUGUGUGUGUGUGUGUGUGUGUGUGUGUGUGUGUGUGUGUGUGUGUGUGUGUGUGUGUGUGUGUGUGUGUGUGUGUGUGUGUGUGUGUGUGUACAUUUCGCACAAUAAUCUUCUUGCACCCAGCCUCGUUUUGGCUGCUGACCUUCAGCUGUUUGUAACAGUAUAUUUAUUACUUUUUACUUGGAUAGGAUAUAACAGUACUGCUUUGGAUUGAUGUAUUAUUUAUACUCUCCACCAAUCGAUGGAGAAUCUCUGGUGGCCCCACACAAUAAUUUUUAUCUCAUUUUUUUUUUUUAGCUCAGUAUGUGACCUGAAAUUAUUACGGUUAUGGAUUUAGAUUUUGUUAUUUCAAAUAAAGUUUUAAUCUCAAAUUUCUGAUUUUUCCACAAAGUCCCGUCUGUAGAAAGAGUUUGUACACAGAUGGACGAGCAGCCUCGGCUUGGAGGUGCUUGUCCGUCGCUCUGCUACUUUUCCUAACUGCUGCCUGAGGAGUGUUUAUAAUACAGUUAGAUGAUAUAAUGGCAGUAUAUUAUUACCUGACCGGUCAUUGAACAUCUGCCUGAGGAAAUAUAAGACUAUGUUUCCAACGGAUUAUUCUCUCCCUCACACGAUGUAUUGUAACAUACUGUUCUCUGCUGGUUUUUCUAUAAUAUAUUAAAAUGAGCAUGAAAUAUUCAA
Gadus morhua (Atlantic cod) is the source of this 4852-nucleotide messenger RNA. RefSeq names its product cAMP-specific 3',5'-cyclic phosphodiesterase 4B. Bases 404 to 2851 code for a protein of 815 amino acids. The transcript is spliced from 18 exons. NCBI's taxonomy places the organism in Eukaryota, Metazoa, Chordata, Actinopteri, Gadiformes, Gadidae. The record is from RefSeq and is a predicted model, not a curated record. Gene Ontology annotation, biological process: signal transduction. Gene Ontology annotation, molecular function: 3',5'-cyclic-nucleotide phosphodiesterase activity.